CACCCACAAACACACCAACUGAAGCUGUUUACCCGCAAUCCACGUCUCUCUCUUCUACUCUUUCACCUUCCUCAAGGCCGCCCAAUCUCCUUGAGCUACAUCAACCCCUCUCCUACUUGAUUCCACCGCUCCCCCCGCCGUCAAAUCACAGCUUCGGCAUUCACCAUGUUCAGAAACAACUAUGACAACGAUUCGGUGACCUUCUCACCACAAGGUCGCAUCUUCCAAGUCGAAUAUGCAUCAGAAGCUGUGAAGCAAGGUUCCGUCGUCGUAGGCAUUGUGAGCAAGACCCACGCCGUGCUAGCCGCGAUCAAGCGCAAUGCAGAAGAGCUCUCUUCGUACCAAAAGAAAAUCAUCCCAAUAGACAGCCACUACGGCAUCGCACUCGCCGGCCUCGCCUCCGACGCCCGCGUCCUCUCCAACUUCAUGAAACAGCAAUCACUCGCCUCACGUCUGACGUACGACCGCGCAAUCCCGCUCUCCGAAAUCACCCUGCGCAUCGCCGACCGCGCGCAGACGAACACGCAGCAGUACGGCAAGCGACCCUAUGGUGUAGGCCUGCUGAUUGCGGGCGUGGAUAGCAAGGGUCCACAUCUGUUCGAAUUCCAGCCGAGCGGGGUUACGCAGGAGAUGGUUGCGUGUGGGAUCGGUGCCAGGAGUCAGAUGGCAAGGACGUAUCUUGAGAGGCAUCUGGAUAGCUUUGGGGGCUGUGGACGGGAGGAGUUGAUCAAGCAUGCGUUGAGGGCGUUGAAGGAGAGUCUGAGCCAGGACAAGGAGCUUACGGUAGAUAACACGAGUGUCGGCAUUGGUGGCAUUGGAGAGAACUUCGCCCUAUAUGAGGGUCAGGACAUCGCUGAGUGGCUGGAUGCGACGUUCGAGAAUCGGGAAGGUGGAGAUGACGAGGGCGGUGAUGCAAUGGAGACGGAUUCGUGAGGAUGAUCUCGGAUAGCGGACUGCUGUCGAUUCACUUCCUACGGGUAGCUACUAAGGCUAGAUGCUUGGUGUCACGAUAGAGUUGGGUUUCUGGUAUGAAAUCUGAAAUGCAAUGCCAUGCAGUUAUAAGAAA
Lindgomyces ingoldianus is the source of this 1066-nucleotide messenger RNA. Its product is annotated as N-terminal nucleophile aminohydrolase. Bases 166 to 933 code for a protein of 255 amino acids. The transcript has 3 exons. Gene Ontology annotation, biological process: ubiquitin-dependent protein catabolic process. NCBI's taxonomy places the organism in Eukaryota, Fungi, Ascomycota, Dothideomycetes, Pleosporales, Lindgomycetaceae. Gene Ontology annotation, cellular component: proteasome core complex, alpha-subunit complex; nucleus; proteasome core complex. The record is from RefSeq and is a predicted model, not a curated record.